Messenger RNA from Monodelphis domestica (gray short-tailed opossum), 3052 nucleotides. The record is from RefSeq and is a predicted model, not a curated record. NCBI's taxonomy places the organism in Eukaryota, Metazoa, Chordata, Mammalia, Didelphimorphia, Didelphidae.
UUACAAAUGGAGAACUAGACCUCAGAGCAGAGAACUCGAGUUUGAACCCAGAAGGCGUCAGACAGUAGCUCCUGUAGCUAAGCUGCUUAGCUCGGAGCAUAGCCGGCUUUGGCCACAAGUGACAGGCUAGCGCAGAUCCUCCAGCAAACGCCCUCCUUUUCCCACCCCACCCCUAGGGGCCUGACCUAGGGCUCGAGCUUAACAGCCCAUACUUUGCGGCUUCCUGGGCAGGCUCCAAAGCCUGGGCUAUGGAUCUAAGGGGUACGUUCUCCUGGGCAUGCUGCCUGCUGAGCAGUUUAUAUAUCUCCUCUGCCUUUGCUCUCCCAGUCGGGAACUCUUCCCCUGUGGCCGAAAUUCAGGACCCAGCGGUGGGACAGUUUUGGCACGUGACUGACUUACAUCUAGACCCUACAUACCACAUCACUGAAGACCACACAAAAGUAUGCUCAUCAUCCCAUGGGGCAAAUGCUUCCAAUCCAGGCCCUUUUGGAGAUUUUCUAUGUGAUUCUCCAUACCAACUCAUCUUAUCAGCAUUUAAUUUCAUUAAGAGCUCUGGACAGCAAGCAUCUUUCAUGAUAUGGACUGGGGAUAGUCCUCCUCACAUUCCAGUUAAGGAACUCUCCACGGAUGUAGUCAUAAAUGUCAUUGGCAAUAUGACAACCACCAUCCAAAGCCUCUUUCCCAAUUUACAGGUUUUCCCUGCUUUGGGAAAUCAUGACUACUGGCCUCAGGACCAAUUGCCUAUAUCCAGCAGCAAAGUAUAUGAUGCUGUAGCCAACUUCUGGAAACCGUGGUUAUCUGAGGAAGCCAUCCAUACUUUGAGGAAAGGUGGCUUUUAUUCACAGACUGUUCCAUCUCAUCGGAACCCUCAGUCCCUCAGGAUCAUCAGUCUAAACACAAACUUGUAUUAUAGCCCCAAUAAUGUCACUCUCAACCAAACUGACCCAGCAAAUCAGUUUGAGUGGCUGGAGAACACACUGAAGAGCUCUCGGCAAAAUAAAGAAAAGGUAUAUGUGAUAGCACACGUCCCAGUGGGAUAUCUACCAUAUUCAAGAAAUACAACUGCUAUGAGAGAAUAUUACAAUGAGAAACUGAUUGGUAUUUUCCACAAGUACAGUGAUAUUAUUGCAGGACAGUUUUAUGGACACACUCACAGGGAUAGCAUUAUGGUCCUUUCAGAUAGCAAAGGAAAUCCAGUCAGCUCCUUGUUUGUGGCUCCUGCUGUGACACCAGUGAAGAGUGUAAAAGAAAAAUUUACCAACAACCCUGGAAUCAGACUGUUUCAAUAUGAUCUUAAUGAUUAUCGAUUGCUGGAUACUUGGCAGUAUUAUUUAAACCUCACAGAGGCUAACAUGAAAGAAGAACCCAGCUGGAAGUUGGAGUACAUCCUGACAAAGGCUUAUGGGAUUGAAGACUUGCAACCAAAAAAUUUAUAUGAAUUAGCUAAACAAUUUACAGUCUUAGAUAGUAAACAGUUCUUAACAUAUUAUAAGCAUUUCUUUGUGAGUUAUGACAGUGAUAUCAUGUGCAGUGGAGAUUGUAAGACCUUUCAGAUUUGUGCAAUUAUGAAUCUUGACCAGGAAUCAUAUGCAAACUGCUUGGAGCAGUAUGGCCUUUGGCACAUGCAAUAGGUAUGUCUGAUUAAAUGAUUAAAUUUGAAUGAUUAAAUCUCAUUGAUCUAUUUAUGAAAUUUAUAAAUUACUGUUAGAUAAAUGGAGAUCUUUUCCUUUUAAUUAUGCCCAAUUUUUAAAAUUUGUUUAACAUUCUGAUUUUUCAUUAUUAUUGAACAGUACUUAUGACUUUGGGAUGUGAAUUCUCUCAUUCCCUUGGCAUUGUUAUUUAUUCCCAGACUAGAGGAAAUUGUCAUUUACACAGCAAAGCAAAUUACCACUACCCAUGUUGAAGCCACAGGACCUAUUUUCAGUGUCCUUCAAUAAAAGCUUUAUAAAUAAUCUUGUCAUAUAAAAAUAUUUGAAAAACUAGAUAAUGCAAGAUUUGCUUACACUAACCUACAAAAUGGGAAAUGGGAAAUUUAUUCUCGUCUUUCCAUGCAAUUGGCCUUAGGUAAAACCAAUGAAUCUAUUUGUGCCAGUUUCUGCAUCUACAACUGAAAACUAUAUUUGGGUCUAUGAUCCAAUUCAUCUUACAAUAUAUGGGAAAUAGAGCUAUAUGGAGCAUUUUUUGUCUUUGGGGAUUAGAGGAAAAGAAUUUCAUUCAUGCUUCUUUCACUUCCCACUGUACCCCUACCAUACCAACUCUAUGAAUGUUAGAAUUUGGGGGAAAGACUUUCAAAAGAUCAUGUUAGGAUCUUAAAUGGGAUCUUAUAAGAGAAGAGGAAAAUGAGUUCUUGUUGUGGGUGGGGGUUUAUAAUUGCCUUUUUAUCUAUAUUCUCUUAACUAGACCACAAAUUACUUCCUCAUUUAAUAUCCUCUUCUCCUGCUGAGAGUAAAGUUAUACUCUAAAGGAAAAGAGGGUAGGGAAGACCAAGUCAGUAAUUUUAUAACAACCAAAGAGAAGAAUUAUGUUCAAGCAUCUUUAAAGUCUUGACUUGAUGGGUUAAGAAGUUUUAUAAAUACAAGAUGUUUUUAUAGUAAAACAAAAUUAUUGCAACUUCAUAGGACUGGGAAAAAUCAAAGUCCAAUAAUGCAUACAAUGAAUAUGGAAAACACUACACUUAACUAAUCAUUAAAUAAUAUGUUUUUGUUUUGCAAUGGGUUUUAAAAGUUUUUUUUUUUUAAAUGAGAAUGCUGAAAAAAAUAUUUUGUAUACAUACUAUGGGAAAAUCACUUGAUAUGCACCUUCAGCUAUAAAAAGUGGCAUUCAGGUUUUGUGCAAUAUUUCUUUUAUUACUGAAUAAUAAUUUUUUUAUUUCCCAUAGGAAAAUUGGAACAUGCAAUUUAAAUAAAUUAUUGUGGAAAACUGAGGACCAUUCUGUUCAGUACUUGGAUAAUAUUUGCAUUCUUCAGAAAUACUUGACAAUUAUAAUGCCUAUUUUUAUUGUCAUUUCAGGUUGUGUCCAAAUAUACAAUAAAUUAUAAUAUAUUCGCAAUAA